Molecule: messenger RNA, 5432 nt
Organism: Chara braunii
Lineage: Eukaryota; Viridiplantae; Streptophyta; Charophyceae; Charales; Characeae
Source: the annotation of a GenBank genome assembly
UUCCGACGGUCGAGCUGCUUUCGAGUCCCUCGUUCGGCUGUCGCCGUUGGGCGCAUUAUUAAAGGCUCUGGCCCCGCUCUGUUUUUUCAACGUCCGUUAUUUUCCGGUCUCUGCGCUGGUGGUCCUUUCUCACUCGGAAGCUCUCGUCGUAGACAUCGAUGGUCGUCAUCCUCCUGACCUGAACAUCAUCAUCAUCAUCAUCAUCAUCAUCAUCAUCAUCGCGACUUGAGGUCCCGGUCUAACUGCGCAGUAAACAAUUGGUUAAACUGAUGGCCAUGAAUCGGGGGGACAUAAGGGAGGACACGAUCACCGAGCCCUUACUCCCUGGUCCUGGUGGAGGUCGGCGAUGGCGGCAGCAGCAGCGAGAGCAGCAGCAGCAGCGAGAGCAGCAGCAGCAGCGAGAGCAGCAGCAGCAGCGACGGCAACAACAACUUUCCGGCGCGUACAUAUCACCCAUCUCCCCGUCGAAGGAAUCAAUGCCACGAAUUAAGACGGUUCAGUCGUCUCCAGAUCUCAUCGAGAGUCUCGACUACGAGAUCAUCGAAAGCGGGCUAUACAGGGACUAUCUGGUGAAGCGCACUCCAUCAGAGCAGUUUUUGUACUACUCGCUGCGAUGGAUAUUCGCACUGUUAAUUGGUAUCAGCACGGGGCUUAUUGCGUUUCUCAUCAACUUGUCCGCCGAGAACAUUUCAGGUCACAAGUUCAUGCGAACGACCAACCUGAUUGCUUCCCAUGGCCCUUUGGUGGCAUUUCUUUUCUACACGGGUGUGAACGUUGGCCUCAUCUUAAUUGCGUCUUACCUUUGUGCUUUCAUUGCUCCUGCUGCCGGUGGCUCCGGUAUUCCAGAGGUCAAGGCUUACCUCAACGGCAUUGACACCCCACACAUCAUGAGCAUGAAGACCUUUGCUGUUAAGGUGCUUGGCAGCAUAGGCUCUGUUGCAGGGGGCCUUGCGGUUGGGAAGGAAGGCCCUCUUGUCCACACAGGUGCUUGCGUCGCUUCUAUCCUUGGCCAAGGCGGUUCUCGCAAAUAUCAUCUUACCUGGAAAUGGCUGCGUUUGUACAAGAACGACCGGGACCGGAGAGAUCUUGUGUCCUGCGGAGCGGCAGCUGGCGUGGCUGCGGCUUUCAGAGCUCCUGUCGGAGGAGUCCUGUUUGCAUUGGAAGAAGCCGCAACUUGGUGGAGGAGCACUCUUCUGUGGCGGGCAUUCUUUACCACAGCUGUCGUUGCUGUCGUUGUUCGAGAGGCUAUGGAGUGGUGUAAAACAGAUCGUUGUGGGGUUUUUGGGGGCGGCGGUUUCAUUAUCUUUGACAUAAGCGGCAGUUAUAUCAAUUUUGGCCUCAAAGAGCUUGUUCCGGUGGUCAUCAUCGGUGUGGUUGGUGGGUGUCUUGGCACCUUGUUCAACGCCAUUAACGAGAAAAUAUCCGUAUGGCGGCGCGACAUUUUGGGAAAGGACUUCCCUUGGAUUCGAGUGGGGGAGGCGUGCCUGGUCGCCCUGUUGACCUCAAUUGUGUCCUUCUGGAUUCCUUGGCUUGGGCCCUGUAAAAAGUGUCCGGCGAACGAGAAUUUUAUUUGCCCAUCGGCGGAGCACAUUGGAAAUUUCAAGCAGUUCCACUGUCCCGACGGUCACUACAGCGACCUUGCUGGGCUUCUCUUCAGCACCUUCGACGAUGCCAUUCGGAAUUUGUUCAAAGUGCAGUCGCACAGCGAUUUCUCAUUCCAUGCCCUGUUCAUUUUCAAUGUCUGCUUCUUUCUUCUUGCGGUCUGCACGUAUGGGACCAUGGUGCCUUCUGGACUGUUCGUGCCCGCCAUCCUGAACGGUGCGACCUACGGGAGAGCUGUCGGGAUGGUGAUGAAGACGUACUACGGAGUGGAAUCGCAGAUUGACGAGGGCACAUAUGCCGUUCUGGGGGCGGCGUCGUUUUUGGGCGGGUCCAUGCGGAUGACGGUCUCUCUGUGUAUAAUCUUGCUAGAGCUGACGGGUCAAACGAAGGUCCUACCGCUGGUUAUGCUCGUCCUUCUCAUUUCCAAGACCAUAGGAGAUAACUUCAACGAGGCAAUUUAUGAUAUUCACUUGCGGCUGAAGAGGAUUCCUUUCUUGGAGCCUCGCCCUGACGAAUUUAUGCGACAUCUCCGAGCGAGGGACUGCAUUUCGACAAAACUCAUCUCUUUCAAUGCUGUCGAGAGGGUGGGGACUAUUUUUGAAACCCUGGCCACGUAUCCGUAUAACAGCUUCCCUGUCCACGAACUGCUCCCGAACGGGCAGUCCAGUUUCCAAGGCCUUGUGCUCCGCAACCAUCUCCUCGUGUUGCUGAAGAGCAAGAAGAGUUUUCAGGAGUCGUCGACUUGCGAGCCAGAACGACAUAAGCGAGCAAUCACAUCCCACACGCUCAUAGAUUUCGGCAAACCUGGCACGGGACGCGGCAUGACGCUCGAUCAGAUCACCCUUGAUGAUGUAGAGAUGAACAUGUACAUUGAUUUACAUCUCUUUGUCAACUCCUCGCCGUACACGGUCUCGGAGAACAUGAUGCUGUCCAAAGUCUAUACGUUAUUCCGGCAGCUAGGACUGCGGCAUUUGUGUGUCGUGCCGAAGCCUUCGAAGAUUGUCGGGAUCAUCACGCGGAAAGACCUGCUUCCGGAAGUGUUUGAAGAUCGCAAGCUGUCCCAUCGACUACAUAAGGAAAGUUUCGUCUACUGAGAAACUUGUACUUGUCUACGGAAGGAAGGUAGGCACAACACUGUCGAUACGUUGGUUGGAGUCUUGUUGGUUUAGGGAUCAUCGUAGAUGUAAUUUCUGUGCUGUACAUCGGUUUGUGGGGACCACCUGGAUCGCUUUUCGUUCCUCCCCUAUUGUUUUCCGAGUCGCCAAACUUUUACAAUUAAUUUAGUUCGAGUUCGCUUCGGUGAUCGAAUCGAAUUCUGUUCGCGUGCUGGAAGCGCUGUCCGCUUACAUUUCUUGCUAUCUUCCUUUCUGAGUUUGUGGUGCAAUAUGUGCAUUUGUAGAGCUGCUCCUCACAUUCAAACAACAUUGGAUGAAAGAUUUCUUGUGCGAUUGUGAUGGCGAUUUCCAUAUUUCCAUUCAUGAUGGCUCUCAGAUUCGUCGUUCAUUGAUUGGUCUCAGCUCAGUUGCUGGGAAUGAGUUUCAACAGAUGUUUGUGUCAUCGGAAGAAUGUCCUUUGGGGGAUCAUUUCAGUCUUUUUAGAAGGAAAAAUGUUUAGGAGCUCUGAUGCUCUUCAUUCUCGAGCUGGUUAUUGUACCAGUGGCGAGGAAAAGGAUGGCAUCCUCGUGCUGUCAUCUAGAGGCAAAGGACAGCCACAGGGCUUAUGUCCGGCUGAUUAUUGAUUCUUAGUUUCAUUUUUUUUUCCUGCAGAGAACAGUGUGAAAGUCCAGUGGCGAGGAGAGCAUACAUGGCGCAGCCCUAUCCUGUCAUCUAGGGGCAAAGGGGCCCCACACGGUUUACGUUUGGCUCUUUAAUGUCCAGUCACGGUACAGUAGUUUCUUCUCCGAAGAAGUCUGAAAGUUACUCUGUGUUUUCCACAUGCCUCUGCAUUUCUUUGUGUAGCGUCAGAUGAUCUUGUCUACUUGCGUCUUGACUUGCUUAAGUUUGGAUUUUUUUUUGUUUUUUUUUUAUAGGUAUUUUUAUUAUUUAUUUAGCUUUUGAGUUGGGUAGGAUUAUUAACUCGUGGCUGCGUCUUGGCAAUUAGUCGAUUGGCGAAGUGAGAAUUGACUGCGUGUACGAAUUCCCUUUCAAGUUUGGACCACGAGUUGGGGCUUUGGUUGUUGCAGUUGCCGACGCGUUGCUCUCUCUCCUUCAGACAGGACAGGAUAGGAUAACCCGUUUCGUACAAGUUGGCCCCAUUGGAGCUCCUCCGAGAUAGGCGAACGAGUUGUGCCUGCAUGCGUGCGUUCUGCUCUGCAACAGGCAGGCAAUUGUCCUCAAAGUGUGGGGCUUCUUCGGCAUCUCUUUUCUAUGGAAAAGCGGGCCCCGGGUCGUACUUGCCGUGGCGAAAGCACGCUGGUUUCAUGCGAGGGUUUGUGAGGGUGAGUGUGUGUUCUCUCCUCCAGCAAGCGCAGAGUUUUUCGCAACUGCUUUACGGCAUCUCGUGGAAGACCGCAAGCGGUUGAUGAACAUAGCACAGGUGUUGCUUUAUUUAAUUUAUUUAUGUUUUACUUUGCGAGCUUAGAAAAGGAAGAGGACCUUGUAGGACUUGGCCUUUACGGACUGCUGUUUCCUUAGCUGUUGGCACAUGAUGGGGGGGGGAGGCAGUAGCGCGUUAUCCUUUUAGGAGUUUGACAGAUGACGGUGACGUCUCAUUAUCGCGGUACUCGGUUGCAGGUUGUGCACAGAGGCCUCGUUUGUUGCGGAGAAGGGUGUUUUCCAGCAGGGAAAAGACGAACACCGGACGUGUCAUCGUGGAAAAGUCAGUGACAUCUCAUUAUCGCGAUUCUCGGGUGCAGGUUGUGCACAGAGGCCUCGUUCGUUGCGGAGAAGGGUGUUUUCCAGCAGGGGAAAGAUGAACACCGGACGUGUCGUCGUGAAAAAGUCGAGUGCCACGAAACUGCAAGAGUCGGAAGUAUCGCUGUCACCAUUGAUCUGCAAGAGUCCGAAGCAUCAGUGAUCGUUGAUGAUCUCCUGAACAAGGAGAUUAUCAGCCAUUGGAACUAGGCAGGGAGGGGAGGAGGGGGGGGGGGGGGGGGGGCCGAAGACAGCCUGUGAAAAAUAGCUUCUGGCCUGUUGAGCCUGACUGGGGGAGGAAAGCAGCACUGUGCAAAGGGAGGCAAGCGAACUGGCUCCCUUGUGAAUACGUGCGUUAAGACGGGAAAUCCCAAAAGGUGAGUGAGGGUGAAGAGGUCAAACGGGGUAGAGGAUGUGAAUAGUCCUGUCCUAUCCUACAUUCCUACAUAGCCCCUCGCUCCGCUGCACAACACUAUACACAAAUCUGGACAGACUGUUGACUACAUGCGUUUGGUCUUAUCCAACAUUUGGAAUGAAUUGGUACAAUUAUUAGGUUCAGAUGCGUUUUUGUACGAGCUUGUGCAGUGGAGUGAGGCCCAUUGUAAGAGGUGCUCACUACUUUGGGUUGUGUGGGUUGAAGCGGGGAUCUUGCUGGUCCUCGGGUGUUUAAGAAUGUCGAGACGGAUUUGUUGUUGUGGAUAACUUGUCAACGACACUUGGCUGAAGCACAUUUGUAUCGUAUCAUCUCUCUCUCAGCCGAUUGCAGUAUUCGAUGUGCGUGAUGGCUGUCUGAUCGCUCUUGGCGUUGGCCAACUUGAAAAGAAAAUUGUUGCAAUAUUUGAUAACACUUGCUUGGACAUGAAAUACUGUGACAUUCUGUAAGAAUUUUUUUUGCCACGUGGCGGUUUUCUUACACCGUGCAAUCCCAAAGGUGUGCGCCGUUUGGGAAUUUUGGAGGUGUCAUCCAGUGCCGUGGAG